Myripristis murdjan (pinecone soldierfish) is the source of this 6733-nucleotide messenger RNA. It is a transcript of the gene stxbp5a, whose product is annotated as syntaxin binding protein 5a (tomosyn). Gene Ontology annotation, biological process: exocytosis; Golgi to plasma membrane transport. The transcript is spliced from 25 exons. Gene Ontology annotation, molecular function: syntaxin binding; myosin II binding; GTPase activator activity. The coding region runs from base 364 to 3642 and encodes 1092 amino acids. Gene Ontology annotation, cellular component: SNARE complex; cytoplasm; plasma membrane. NCBI's taxonomy places the organism in Eukaryota, Metazoa, Chordata, Actinopteri, Holocentriformes, Holocentridae. The record is from RefSeq and is a predicted model, not a curated record.
AAGCGGAGAGGAAGAGCGGAGCCACCGAGACGCAGUGGGACACAACACUGACUCUGAGAAUAUCACACCGACGCACCACAGCCAUCUAGCAACAUUUUUCAAAAAGCGCGAUAGUCUCCAAAAUCACGCCUCAGGAGCCCGACCCGAGCGGUGCGCGGCAGAGCCUUCCAGCAUGGAGACUGCGCUAAAAAACAAGCACUAAAAUGUGAGCUUUACAGAGGAAAGCAGAAGAGAGAGAGAGAGAGACAUAGAGAACGUGUGUGUGAGAGAGUGUGUGUGUGUGUGUGAGAGAGAGAGAGAUAGAGUGGCUUCCCCAUUCAUCUUUUGCGGGUGAUCUCAAUUUUGUGGUCCGCAGUCUUGAAAAUGAAGAAGUUCAACAUCAGGAAGGUGCUGGACGGCUUGAAAGAGGUCUCCUCUUCCGCCCCGUCUGUCCAAGUGGGACCACAAGAGAACCAUCUGAUCCAGGAGACCCUUCAGUCCGAGCAUUUUCAGCUCUGCAAGACUGUCCGUCAUGGCUUCCCCUACCAGCCGUCGUCCAUGGCUUUCGACCCAGUGCAGAAGAUCCUGGCGAUUGGGACCCAGAGUGGGGCUCUCAGAUUGUUUGGUCGCCCAGGUGUGGAGUGUUACUGUCAGCAUGAGAGUGGAGCGGCCGUCAUCCAGCUUCAGUUCCUCAUCAACGAGGGAGCGCUGGUGAGCGCUCUGGCUGAUGACAGUGUCCACCUGUGGAACCUGAGGCAAAAGAGACCAGCCAUCCUCCACUCCCUCAAGUUCAGCAGAGAGAGAAUAACCUUCUGCCACCUGCCCUUCCAGAGUAAGUGGUUGUACAUCGGCACAGAACGAGGGAACAUCCACAUUGUCAACGUGGAGUCCUUUACGCUCUCAGGCUACGUCAUCAUGUGGAACAAAGCCAUCGAACUGUCUUCUAAGGCCCACCCUGGACCAGUUGUCCACAUAAGUGACAACCCCAUGGAUGAGGGAAAGCUUAUAAUUGGAUUUGAGUCUGGGAUCGUGGUCCUGUGGGAUCUGAAAUCAAAGAAGGCCGACUAUCGCUACACUUAUGACGAGGCAAUCCAUUCGGUUGCCUGGCACCACGAGGGCAAACAGUUCAUCUGCAGUCACUCAGAUGGAACUCUGACCAUAUGGAACGUCAAAGGCCAGGGCAAGCCCAUACAGACAAUCACCCCGCAUGGAAAACAGCCCAAGGAUGGGAAGAAGCCGGAGCCUUGUAAACCCAUUCUCAAAGUGGAAUACAAGACCACUAGAGCUGGGGAGCCCUUCAUAAUCCUGUCUGGCGGUCUCUCCUACGACACUGUGGGCCGGCGGCCUUGUCUGACGGUGAUGCAUGGGAAGAGCACCGCUGUGCUGGAGAUGGACUACCCCAUAGUAGAUUUCCUCACUCUCUGUGAGACACCGUACCCUAAUGAUUUUCAGGAACCUUACGCCGUAGUGGUCCUUCUAGAAAAGGAUUUAGUGGUGAUCGACCUUGCACAAAAUGGUUACCCCAUAUUCGAGAACCCCUAUCCUCUGACUAUCCACGAGUCUCCUGUGACCUGCUGCGAGUACUUUGCUGACUGCUCUGUGGACCUCAUACCUGCACUUUACUCUGUUGGCUCGCGGCAGAAACGACAGGGCUACAGCAAAAAGGAGUGGCCUAUUAGCGGUGGAAACUGGGGUCAAGGCACACAGAGCUACCCAGAGAUCAUCAUCACCGGGCAUGCUGAUGGAACUGUGAAGUUCUGGGAUGCCUCUGCAAUAAUGCUCCAGGUGCUGUAUAAGCUCAAAACAGCCAAGGUGUUUGAGAGAGGCCGGCCCAAGGAGGAGAAGGGCAGCACGGAGGUGUCGGAUGAAGACCCGUUUGCCAUUCAGAUUAUGGCUUGGUGCCCCGAGAGCCGGAUGCUGUGUGUGGCCGGGGUGUCAGCUAAUGUUAUCAUCUACCGUUUCAGCAAGCUGGAAGUAACCACUGAGGUAGUGCAGUUACUAGAGGUGCGUAUGCAGUACGAGCUGAACGACACGGAGUCUCCAGAAGGUGGAGGGGGAGACCAGACACCAGCGCUUCCCACCCCCGGUGCCUCCCCUCAGACGAGCGGUCCGCCCUCUCACCCCUCCACCAGCAGCAACAAUUCUGAUGGAGGCAGCAUGGCCUGCCUCAAAGUGCGCAGUACUCCGCUGAAGCAGUCUCCAGGUUACCAGGUAGACUUGGUAGUCCAGUUAGUGUGGGUGAAUGGAGAGCCUCCUCAGCCCAUCACGAGUCUGGCGCUCAAUUCCUCCUAUGGCCUUGUGGUUUUUGGCAACAGCAGCGGUCUGGCGGUGGUGGACUACAUCCAGAAGACAGUGCUGCUGAACCUGGGGACGGUUGAGCUUUAUGGCUCCAACGACCCUUACCAGAGACAGCCCCGCUCGCCACGGAAGACACGGCAGCCCUCUGGAGGUCUGUGUGACAUCAAUGAGGGGUCGGCCACAUCGGAGGACCGCUGCAAGUCUCCAACCUCAGACCACCGGGACAACUCAUUCAGCCGCUCACGCUCCUCCAGCGUCACCAGCAUUGACAAGGAAGCCCGGGAGGCCAUCACCUCCUUCCACUUCUGCGAGACCUUUGCCCGUAAGGGGGACAACUCUCUGACACCCUGCCUGUAUGUGGGCACCUCCCUGGGCACAGUGCUGGCGGUGGCGCUCACCUUACCACCUGCUGGAGAGCAACGGCAACUGCAGCCAGUCAUCGUCUCCCCUACUGGCAUGUUGGUACGGCUGAAGGGCAGCAUCUUGCGGAUGGCUUUCCUGGACUCCACAGGUUCUCUCCUGCCCCCUGCUUAUGAGCCCUGGUAUGAGCCCAACAUUUCAGCCAAUGGCGAAGAGCGAGACAAAGUCCGUAAGCGCCGUCCUGUCUCAGUGUCACCCUCCAGUUCCCAGGACCUCAAUGAGUGCCAAUACGCUGUGGUUUGUUCAGAGAAACAGGCCAAAGUCAUUUCUCUGCCCUCUCAGACCGGCAUCUAUAAACACAGUAUCACAGAGACCUCUUUCAUCCUACGGGCAGACGUGGUACACAUGAGUGCUGGUGUCUGUGUGGCGUGUUUCUGUGCCAACGGGCACAUCAUGACCCUCAGUUUGCCAGGACUGAGACCGCUGCUGGAUGUAAACUACCUGCCUUUGACAGACAUGCGGAUAGCCAGGACCUUCUGCUUCACCAACCUGGGCCAAGCAAUGUACCUCACUUCCCCCACCGAGAUCCAGAGGAUCACCUAUAGCCAGGACACCUGUGAAAACCUACAGGAGAUGUUGGGGGAACUAUUUACCCCAGUGGAGACACCAGAGGCACCGAACAGAGGGUUCUUCAAAGGUCUCUUUGGAGGAGGAGCACAGUCUCUGGACAGAGAGGAACUUUUUGGUGAGUUAGCUGCUGGUAAGGCGUCCCGAAGCCUGGCACAGCACAUCCCAGGCCCGGGUGGCAUUGAGGGCAUGAAGGGGGCAGCCUCUGGUGUGGUCGGGGACUUGGCACGUGCCCGAAUAGCCUUGGAUGAGAGAGGCCAGAAACUGGGUGAGCUGGAGGAGAGGACAGCCGCCAUGAUGGCCAGUGCAGAUUCCUUCUCCAAACACGCCCACGAGAUGAUGCUGAAGUGCAAAGACAAAAAAUGGUACCAGUUCUGAUCGGCGGCGGGGGAGGAGUUCAGCUCCACGGACACAAAAGUCACCUUCCAUCAUCUCAUUUGGACUCACCGUGCCCCCCCUCUAUCUGUCCAUCCUCUCAUCUGUCCCUCCAACCCUUCUUCACUGGGACUCUUGGGAUUUUCUUCCCUAGCACAAUGAUGACUACUGUUCUUACCUCAGUCUUUGGAUGGAACUGAGGAGUGGACAGCGGAGAAGGACCAACUCAGAGGGAGCAAACAAAUGGUGUCUUUUUUUAUGUUCUCGUUUGAUUGUCGGUUUGUCUUUUCGUUCAGCCUCUCCUCUCCUCCGAGCUUGCCAGUUGGCUAGCGCACGUCGAGAUCCUUCAUUUCCAUUCACCAAAAUGUUGUCUCCGCUCCAACCACGUUGGGGCCAGCAUCCAAACAGACGAACACAGCUGAAAAAAGAGAAAUAACUGAUGAAGAAACUACAAAGAAGAGACUACAAAAAAAAAAAAAUUCUCAAAAUGUAAAAAGAAGGAAAAAAUAAUCGAAAUACAUUAUUAUAUAUACAUAAAUCUAUUUAAAUGCGCAACACUAUAUCCACCUCCGACUGACAAGCAGAAAAGGGAGGGACAACGCAGAAAGGAGACGCGGAGUGGGAAGGCCAAAGGAAGCACCACUUGAGCGCCACAGGAAGUGCUGUGACAAGUGACGCCUCGUCUGUGCAGAGUGUCACAUGGGAUUAAAAGCAACUCAUUCUGAUGUACAUUGGAUAUCUCGUCUUCUCGCUCAACCUCUAGACUCUCCUCUGUAUCUUACAGACUUUCAUGUCAUUACCGACAGUAUGUGUGUUUGAUUUCUCUUUUACCGCCAUUCCUCUAUUUGUUAAUUGUUUGGUUUUUUGCUCUGUCUGUAUUAUCGGAAAAUCUCUUAUUUUUCUAUUGUUGUGAAAGUGGAUGAUAUUUGAUUUGUUGAAAAAUAUGUUUGUGGCUUUUGUCUAAAACUUUAUAUUAAUUUCUCCUUAUGAAAAGGGCUGGAAUCUAAAGGAGGGCAAGGAUAUAAAAGGCAUAUAUCAUUUAGUACUCAGUGACAUGGCAACAUCAGAUUUCGUUACUCCAAAAUCUUAGGGCAAGACCAUAUGAGCCGCACAUGGUUCGUUGUAUACCUGAGGAUUUUAUUUAUUGACUUAUGUAAUGUGAUGUAAACUGCCUCCCUCACCCUCUAAUGCCAUAAGCUUCCACAGUUUGGCUUGGUCUGCAAGUGUGUCUGUAUAAAUACUGAUGAGAUCAGUGUUAAAUACACUAAUAGUCUAGCCAGAUUUGUUGGGUUUUCAGGAGUUUCCAAUGGACUUAUGAUCCUGGAGCGCACAUCAGUAAGGAGAUUAUAUACACAUGAGUAGAAAACCUAUUUAUGUGUGUCCAUAUAUGCAGGAUUAUAUGUACAUGGAUGUGUAGUCCUACAAGGCAGACAUUUUUUUGAAGCAUAUAUUUUUUUUGUUGUUGUUUUUCGCUGCCAGCUGUCUGUAUGAGGAAAAUUGCGUGAUCGGUCUGUUGAAGUUUAUUUAUUGCGGUGCAAGAGACACUUUGAGUUUGGUGUCAGAAACUUCAGAAGCAUUUGUCAUUAUCUUGUUUCCAUUUCCAUAUCAGUAGUGAGGCUCAGAUGUGGUGUUAUCUCUGUGUCAACCAGGCUUUUACCAGGCUUUUGUUUCUGUACAUAGGUAAAUAGUUUGACAAUCUAAGACCAAUUGGAAAGUAAAUGUCGAGGUUGCUCAAGCGACAUAAAGAGGAAAGUGGCCAUAUUUUUUCUGACGCCAAAGAAUUACUUUAGCUUUUUUUUCCAUUGUAUUAUUAGUUGGCUUGUCACUCCAUGAGUCUCAACACCAGACAACACGACGUAGUGUGACGCGGCUUCACCCGAGGAGAGCAGUUCGGAAAGGAUCCAUCUCGAAAUACUCUCGCAUCCUCAUCAGCUUUCCUGGUUUGAGUGGAGUGGGCAAGUUUUGAAAUGGAACUCAGCCAUUUAUUGUACUACUCGCUCACAUUACUGUAGACAGGUCUUCAUAAAAUGUAAGGUUUGAACUUGAACUGUAAGCGGCCUAACUGUUGGUAAGGCUGUUUCCAACCUGAACCAUUUCAUUACAGCUCAGCCACAACAGUAUUUAUGGAAUCCAUCUAUUGGUGUGUGUGUGUGUGUGUGUGUGUGUGUAUGUGUGUGUGUAUGCGUCUGUUUGUAUGUGUUUGUCUGUGGUAGGGUGUGUCCAUGUAAUUUAAGUCUUUAUGUUCUUUAUAUUAUGUUUUGUCUCUUUUAAUAAGUGAUGUCGAUGUCCUUGUUUCACCAGUCGCCAGUCUGUGCUCCAUUGAUGGUCUAUACGCUAACAAAUGCCACCAAAAACGAUGAAAAGAUGAAAAUAAUAAUAGGAUAAUAAGCAUUAGUGGAUGACCUCUGAAUUGUGGUAAAUUUCGCAUGUUCAGUGUUUGCACACAUGCUUCAACUCUCCCUCAUUCUUCUUCUCUCUUUGCCUCUCUCUCUCUCUCUCGCUCUCUGACUCUUCCAGUUACUCCAUUGGUUUAUACAGCUACAGAUCUGGUCUUCUCUGUGUUUAGUAUGCAUUGUUGUGUGGAUGUUGGUAGGUAGCUCUGCUUUUCUCCCAAGGUGAAGAAAAGACAAAAAAAAAAAAAAAAAAAAAAACAUGUCAGGAAAACUAAAAAGCUAGUUUCUUUUGCUAGAGGUCAUCCCCAAUAACCUGUUCAAUCUCUAUCUGUCUGUGUCUCCAGUUCUUAGUUGUUGUUUUUUUUUCCCAUGUUAUAGACUUUUCUUUCUUUUCUUUUUUUUUGUCCGAGUGACUUGUUUCUCGUCCAUACACUAUGGUAUGCAGUAUUCUGACCUACUAUGAUCCACACAAUCAUUGACAACAAGAGGGAGUCCUGUCUUAUCUGCCAUAUGCCAUCUUCUGUCCUGGAUUCAACAGUUAUCAGUGGGUUGCAGUAUUUUUCUCAUUGUAGCCAAUUUUCUUGUACAGUUUUAUGCAAAUUUCACAUGGAUGUUUAUGACUUUAUCUGCUGCCACAAAAAAUUUAGAAACUCUGUAGAUAGAAAUUACUGUGCAAUGGAAAAUAAAAGUGGAAAAUGUAA